Molecule: messenger RNA, 2299 nt
Organism: Papilio machaon (common yellow swallowtail)
Lineage: Eukaryota; Metazoa; Arthropoda; Insecta; Lepidoptera; Papilionidae
Gene: Smyd4-4
Product: SET and MYND domain-containing protein 4
Exons: 2
Coding region: 74-1885 (603 amino acids)
Molecular function (GO): protein binding
Source: RefSeq, a predicted model, not a curated record
UAUUACAAUAAAUGGUGUUGCAAAGUGCGACAUUUCUAUUAAAUAACGGUAGUCAUCAUAUACCACCAAGACAAUGAUUAUUGAUCACUUGUAUGAAGGUCUUCUUCGAAAAUUGACUGCACAAGGUAAAAUAAAAGAUAUUUCAAAUAAAUUGUUAUCUUUGCAAAGCAAUGAUGAACGGGUACUAUAUGUCUACGAAUUAGUAAAGGAUUUAAAUUGUUUUCCCGUACUUAACAAUGUGAAAAAAUCAGACAAUGUGUCUACAUAUUACCGUAACCAAGGAAACAAAUGUUUCCAGUUACAUGAGAAUUUGAAAGCAUGGCAAUUUUAUAAUUUGGCCUUACUAUAUGCUCCUUUCAACUCCAAUAACUACUGCUAUGCUUUAUCAAAUAGAUCAAUUAUAUUUUUGGAAUUAAAGAAGUUUGAGGAAUGUUUGGUUGAUAUAGAUAAAGUACUUGCUCUGGAUUACCCUAAGGAACUACAAGAAAAAUUAUUGAAAAGAAAAGAAAUAUGUGAUGAAAAAUUACUUAAAAAUACUUUUAAAAAUGCAGAGAAAUUAGAUUUAAGUGAGAUUUUAGCUAUGAAAAGUACAAAAGAUUCUAGAUACUUGUGUGCAAGUACAAAGUUAGAGGUGCUAUUUACUGAACAGUUUGGGCGCCAGGUGAUUGCCAAAGAAGAUAUAAAUGUGGGUGAAGUACUUGUUGAAGAGGAACCAUACCUCACUGUGCAGCUAAAAUCACAGUUCAUUUUAAGUUGCAGCUAUUGUCUUUCAAGACAAAUAAACUUGUAUCCAUGUGAUAAUUGUUGUUAUGCUCUCUAUUGUAGCACUGAGUGCAAGAAUAAGGCUUUUAAAGAAUAUCAUGCUGUUGAGUGUCAAUUAAUGGCAACACUGUACAAUAUGGACUUUACAAAAUUGGAAUUACUAGCACUUAGAACCGUGAUAAAGUCACGAAAUGACCACAACAAUUGGGCUGAUCUAUUUAAAACAAUCAGCGAUGCAGAGGCAAAUAUGAACAAUGAAUUUCGUGGGCAUGUUCAAGUAAAUGGCAAAUGGAUAUUUGAUUCCAAACAUUAUGCUACAAUACACACUUUAGAAAGCAACAUUGAUAAACGGUCUGUAUCUGAUAUAUUUCAGAAAUCUGUUACGGGUGCUGUAUUUUUAAAAUUUUUGAAGGAAGAUACUAACUUUCUUCAAUUAGAAGAUAUAAAAUUAUAUGAGACUGUAGUAAAGACUGUUGCUGGACUGUUACUGCUUCAUUUAAUGACAAGUCCUACUAAUAUGCAUGGUAUCACCUCAACUAUGGAGACAAAUGGUGUCUAUGUAAAAGAGGUGAAUUUGGCAAGUGCACCUUAUGGAUAUCAUAGCCUUUUGAAUCAUUCUUGUUCCCCAAAUGUUGUAAGAUAUAACAAAAUAGGUUCUGGUAGAAUGUCCCUAAUGGUAUUACGUCCCAUCAAGAAAGGAAUGCAACUAUUUGAUAACUAUGGAGCCCACCACGCCUUAGAGCAGAGGGACGCACGUCGGGCAAAUCUUAAAUUUCAAUACAAAUUUGACUGCAUUUGUGAAGCAUGCGUUAACAACUGGCCAACAUACUUAAGUAUAGGGCCAUCUAUACAUGUUCCUGCAAAGUUGAUAAGUAUUAAAAACAAAUUAAUAAGUAAAUGUGUUAUAGGAGAUUUAGAAAGAGGUAAUAUAGCGACUGCACAAAAAGUUUUUAAAACAUUAUGUAGUUUGUGCCAAAAUUUUGAGCCUUACGCACCAUGUGUGGAAUUGUUAGAUUGUCAAGAAGCAUUGAAACAGUGUUUAGCUAUUUUCUCUGGUCUACUGCCAGAUGGUAAUGAAAUAUUAAUACCAUGGACAGCUAUCCCUCCAGAAUUUUCGAUUUAGAUUUUUUUUGAAUAUUUAAAAGUCUUCCAGUAUCUUAACAGUCUCGAAGUGUGUCUUAUAAACUUGCAGCACAAACUUAUUUGCGUUAAUGUGACAGAUAUUUAAAAAUAAAACUCGCUCAUUAUUCAAAAAUGAUUUUAAUAUCGAAUUUACAUCGUUUUCUGUGUUAAGAGGCUUAAAAUUAUCUCACAAUUUUUAUAAAAUACGCCGCACAUUUUUAUUUUUUAUAACAUACAAGUUGUAUAGAGAUAGAAUACAUGUUCUUUCUCUGUCGUACCUAUAAUUCGUGUGUAUGUCGUCUCACUCUAAAGUGCCCACAACAUUUUUUUUAGUUUUUUUCUGUCUUAGUUGAUCUAUAAUCUAUAUUGAAUCAAAACACAAAGAAUUUCAAAUUGAUCUUUAUUUGGUAUUAUA